This is a messenger RNA of Daktulosphaira vitifoliae (grape phylloxera), 550 nucleotides long. RefSeq lists its product as uncharacterized. The transcript is spliced from 3 exons. The record is from RefSeq and is a predicted model, not a curated record. The coding region runs from base 44 to 538 and encodes 164 amino acids. NCBI's taxonomy places the organism in Eukaryota, Metazoa, Arthropoda, Insecta, Hemiptera, Phylloxeridae.
GGAUCACACAAAUAAUAGUGCCCCAGAGCUCAUAGUAGAUUGUAUGGAAGAUUUGUUGGCAGUUAAGCAAGAAAAUGGUGAAGAUAUGAUUACUGAGGAAAAUAUGAAUUUACCUGAAGAUACAAAUGACCUUUGCAUUUCCUAUAUUUUUUCUGAAGAGGAUCACCCAAAUAAUAAUUCGCCAGAACUGGAAGUAACAGCUAUUGAAGAAGCAGAGUCUAUGGAAACGCGUAAACACGAAGAAGGUGUUAUACGCUAUUUUGGAAUGAAUAAUGAAGCCGGUAGAAUAAUUUCAAAAAAUGGAAAAUGUUAUAAAUUUUAUAAGAAAGAUAUUGUUGGUUCUUAUAAAUAUUAUAAAUCUCCACAAAAAGCAAAGUUUGUGGUCAAUGAUUCACAGCCGAAUUGGGCCAUAGAUGUUGAAAUAGUUGGAGAUAUUUAUGGCCAACGAUGCUAUUAUUGCUUAACGCAUGGUCAUUAUACAGAGGAAUGUAUGCAAUUGGAUAUUGACUCAUUAAAUUUUUACUAUCCUUACAUUUAAAGUACUAGUACA